Messenger RNA from Dinoponera quadriceps, 721 nucleotides. RefSeq names its product 28S ribosomal protein S24, mitochondrial (gene mRpS24). The record is from RefSeq and is a predicted model, not a curated record. The transcript has 3 exons. Gene Ontology annotation, biological process: translation. Bases 119 to 613 code for a protein of 164 amino acids. NCBI's taxonomy places the organism in Eukaryota, Metazoa, Arthropoda, Insecta, Hymenoptera, Formicidae. Gene Ontology annotation, cellular component: mitochondrion.
CGAGCUCGUAAUAUGGCUACUCAGUGUUCAUUGUGUCACUGUGGUGUCAACAAAUCAAGUAACACUUUAUAAUUUGCGGUCAAUUAAUUGAACGUCGAAGUGCCGUCGCUGCAAAAUAAUGUCACUACGACACAUGAAAAAUGUACUACCCGUCAUUCGACAAAUCCCCACACAGAGACACUUUCAUGCGAGUGCGGUCGUCAACAAAACCCAGUCUGGACGUUACAAAGUCACAAUCAACAGAGACAAGCCACUGACGUAUGAAAUGGCAUGUCCGCCUCAUUUUAUUGCCCAUAAGAAGUCUUGGAAUGCUUGGAACACCUCAAACAUUAAGGAUGGCAACAGACCUUCUGAAACAACUAUAGAGGAUAUGUUCAUUCGACAUUUCAUGAGGGGUACUUGGCACAAUUUGUUCGCAACUGAAGUUAUCAUUAAACGACAGCACAAUAUCAUUAGGAUAGCUGGAAUAAUCAGUCGCACCAUAGCACCCACCAAAAUAUAUUUUUUAACUGGUUAUACGGAAGAGUUCCUGAGUUAUUGGCUGCAAUGUCCCGUCAAAAUAGAACUGGUAACCACUAAUAGAAAGGAAGAUUUAAUAUUUAAGUACAUAUAAAAUGUGUAAAUAAUGUAAAUUAGAUUGUACUAUUGCAAUAUAUCAUUUGUACUGUUACAAUUGACUUUGCACGGUACAAAAUAAAUUUUAACAUGAUGUGUCACAUGA